AUGUCGUCUGUACAAUUUUGUGACUCAACUGACGCUAAUGAUCAAAUAACUCAGAAUGGAUACAAUCAAUUCAACAUUCUUUGUCCGCGAUGUUCCAGUAUUGUUCUUCGCAAGAAUACAGCAAAGCUAGCCAACAAACAACACAACUUGCCCGUAUUUGCUAAAAAAUCGGAACUAUCUAAUCCCUCCAAAGAAUUCCCUACGGAACUAACUGAAGAAUUUUGGUGUGUUAACGAUAUGUACGCAUUUGAAAAUGUUGGAUUUACAAACAGCGUAAGCACAUUUCGUUACCUAACGUGUGCUGAUUGCGAUCUUGGGCCAUUGGGUUUCCAUGAUACUCAGGAAGGUCCAACUAAUGCAUAUUAUAUUGCGCUAACCCGUACCACUACUGAAGGUAAAUCAAGCUGUAAAAAAUAA
Messenger RNA from Schistosoma guineensis, 417 nucleotides. NCBI's taxonomy places the organism in Eukaryota, Metazoa, Platyhelminthes, Trematoda, Strigeidida, Schistosomatidae. The record is from the annotation of a GenBank genome assembly.